Molecule: messenger RNA, 2545 nt
Organism: Gasterosteus aculeatus aculeatus (three-spined stickleback)
Lineage: Eukaryota; Metazoa; Chordata; Actinopteri; Perciformes; Gasterosteidae
Gene: ackr5
Product: atypical chemokine receptor 5
Biological process (GO): G protein-coupled receptor signaling pathway
Cellular component (GO): membrane
Molecular function (GO): G protein-coupled receptor activity
Source: RefSeq, a predicted model, not a curated record
AUAUCCACAUGGGGUGAAGCAGAGGAAACUCCCCAUCAGUUCAUAUUUGUGUUGUUUGCAUUAAGCCCUCUGGGAACUGGUCGCCUUACGAGUAGUUCAGUCCAAUGUCGGGUUCCUCAAAAAAAGCCACAAGAGAAAAAAGUGUUAUGGGGAUUUAUUAGGAGAAAAAUAAUAUUGUAUUAGUCGAUUGGAAGUACAUAUUAAAAUUGUGGAGAUGAGCUAAGUCUUAUUUUGUCUGUACAAGGUUCUCUGGUUAUUACUGAGUAGAAUUUUAUGAAGAGAAUAUACAUUUUUGAAUUGACGCUUCCCUGUGUGGACUUCAACACCAAUCCCAACUGCUGACAGGAUGUCCUGUUAUGCGUGUGCGUGCAUGUGAAUGACAUGGGAGGGGAAGAAACCCUCAACAAGAGAUGGCCUGGACAUCAGUGCUGGAACGAGUCGUCUCGUGUCUGCAGGUUUUAAACAGAAAAGUCUCCAGAAGACAGCGCGGCUUCGGGAGGUACCUGGCAUCUUUAUCACCAUCUCACUCAUCAUCACACCAAGACCAUGAGCGGCCACGAUCAAAACCACUCUCUGGACCUCUUAAAUGGCACGCUGUGGUACAUCUCCGGGUGCACCCUUCAGCUGGAGACCGCUGGGGCCUACCGGCGCAUCGCCCUCUUCCUGAUCUACCUUUUCAUCUUCACCGUGGGCCUGCUGGAGAACGGCUUGGUCGUCUGGGUCAACUGGCGCCGACGCCACUCGGCCAAUGGGGUUCUCUUCUGCAUCAUCAACGUCAGCCUGUCCGACCUGAUGAUGAUCGUUCUCCUGCCUUUCUUCAUGAUGGAGGUGACCUUGGACAAGGUUUGGCUGUGGGGACGCUUCCUGUGCAAGGUCACCAACCUGUUCUAUGUGGUCAACUUCUACAGCAGCUCCUUCUUCCUGGCCUUCAUGACCCUGGAGCGCUAUCUGUCCCUGACCAGACCUUCGUUUCCAGCCUUCUUUCCGGUGGUGGGUCGGCGCCGAUGGGUCCUCUCCGGAGGCCUGUGGGCGCUCUCCUUGCUCCUCGCUCUGAUGGAGAACGUCCACGUGGAUCUUCUGGACUGGGAGGAGCCGGGAUGCUACAUGAUACCCGAGACCAACCACGUUGAAUGGUACGUGGCCGUGGCUUUCCUCUGCCUGAUCUUCCAGUUCCUGGGCCCCGCCGCCGUGAUCAUCACCUGCAACGUGCUGAUGGCUCGCGCGGCCCAGACGGCGCCGGAUGUGCAGGGCCGGAGGGACGUGUGGCUGGUGCACGUGUACUCCCUGGUGUUUGUGGUGUGCUGGCUGCCCUACCACCUGGUCACCAUCCUGUUGGUCAUAGACGACAUCGACCCGUACAUCCUCAGCUGCAACACGCUGGAAGUCCUCUACUUCUCCCACAACGUGGUGCAGAGCCUGUCGAUGUUCCACUGCGUCGCCAACCCCGUCCUCUACAACUUCCUCAGCAAGAGCUUCCGCAGGAACCUGAUCAACACGGCGGUGGACUACAUACCCAGAGCGGGAGCUGUGGCCCAGGUGGGAGCAUGGGUCCAGGCCAGCGCUCCCACGGGGCGCGGGACAGACGCGGGGGAGCAGCAGCAGCAGCGCAAGUUGAGUAACGCCAGCACCAGCCAGUCUGACAUCGGAAUGUAACAAUUUAAAAAAGCAGCCAAGUGAGUCGUGAGAACUGAGUCUUUGUGCUUCAGAAUACCAGAUGUGUAAAUUUCACAAUGUAUCAUCUCUCUCUAUGAUGGGCUCGUAGAGCCUUUCCACUCAUAAUCCACUUCCUUUUAUUGAAAUAUAUCUGAUCACAACAUGGGAAAUGUUUGUUCUGUUUUGUUUUUUCUUCUAAGCGCUCAUCGCCCACAGAAAUGAUAACCUUUUAACAUCUGGUAAGGUUUCAAACUCCACCAAAGACGAUAUGCAUAUUGUAUAUGUGGUUGUAUGUUUCAGAUGCAGCAGAGUUGUUCUCUUUAAUAAGAGUAGAGCAAUACACAAGCUUGUUUAUUCUACUGAUACACUACAGCUGACACAGACUAUUCCAUUUACUUCCCUUUGUGUCAUUGGAAGGCAUCAUAGUCAACUGUUAAAAUGAUAACAAGGCAGAAAAAGGAAGUGGGGGUGUCAGUCCUCAGAUGGUACAAUGGCAGGAAGACAUCAGGCUUUGAAGAGGGCAGAGGUCACGAGGCCCUGGAAGAGGGAGGUUCACAAUGCUACGCAGAUUUCUGAAAUAGUGAUGAUGGACGGACUUUGUGGUUGAGGACACCGUCGACCAGUGAAGAGUUGAGAUUAACCGCUUCUACAACUGGUAAUCAGACGUUUCAUUGAUUUUAAACAUGAAGAAAUGUUUUUUUUCAGGGGACUCAUUUGUCUCCUCUAAAAACGUAACCAUUUACGUUUGUGUAAAAUAGUACAAGAACCGGGCCACUGUUGUUGAUUGGAAGCUUUAAUGUGGACUGAGUUAUGCUGACAUUGUUUUAUGAGUAUUCAUCAAAAAUCUGUUAAAAUAUUUUAUAAAAGCACUUAAUAAAAAUCAAAAAGUUGA